GGGCCCCAUUAGGCCGCCCGAUUACUAUAAAAAUCGGCGAAAUUUCGACAAUAUCAUCAGUUCAUUCAAGCUUAUCAAUUGUUCAUUUACCACAAUGGCGUUCAAAUUCGUAAUCCUUGCCCUUACCCUCGCUUACGCCCAUGCUGGCCAGCUUCUUGCCCAGCCCGCUGUGCAAUACUCCUCAGCGCCAGCGGUAAGCAGCAGCUAUUUCCAGCAAGCCUCCGCCCCAGUUGCCUACGCUAAAACCUACGCAGCCCCUACGUUAACUGCCCAGCCUGUAGCCUACCAAGCCCAGCCUCUGGCCUACCAAACCGGCCCUGUGGCUGUUCACUCUCCCUCCGUGGGACUCACCCAACAGUCCGUCACUCGGUCGCUGGGCGGCGGCCAAUCGCUCUCCACUUACUCUAAGGCUGUAGACAGUGCUUACUCCACCGUGCGCAAGUACGACACCCGAUUCACCAAUGACGCUCUGGCUUACGCGCCUGCCCAGCUCUCCUACUCGGCCCCGCUGGUGACUAAGGCCGCCUAUGCCGCCCCAGCUCAAGUGGUCUCCUAUGGAGCCCCAGUGGAGACCAGAGCCUACGCAGCACCAUCCCCAGUUGUCUCUUACGGAGCUCCCUUGGUGACCAAAACCUACGGUGCUCCCGCUCAAGUGGUGUCCUAUGGAGCCCCUUUGGUUUCCAAGAGCUACGCCCCUGCUCCUCAGGUGGUCUCCUAUGGAGCCCCUUUGGUUACCAAGAGCUACGCCGCUGCGCCCCAGGUGGUCUCCUACGGAGCCCCUUUGGUUGCCAAGAGCUACGCAGCACCAGCCCCAGUAGUCUCCUACGGAGCCCCAGCUCAGCUGAUCGCUAAGGCGCCUGUGGCCGCAUACGGAGCUCCAGUGGUGACCAAAAGUGCCGCAAUCUCCUACUCGCCAGCCGAGGCUGUCGCCCACACCACCUUCCAGGGUUACGGCAUCGAAUACCAUUAUUGAGGCGCGCAUGGAGGGCUGAACUGAACUUUCAUAUAAUUUGCCGCUAAUUGUGUAUUUAUUAAAUUAUUUUCUUUAGUUA
Dendroctonus ponderosae (mountain pine beetle) is the source of this 1052-nucleotide messenger RNA. RefSeq names its product pupal cuticle protein G1A. The transcript has 4 exons. NCBI's taxonomy places the organism in Eukaryota, Metazoa, Arthropoda, Insecta, Coleoptera, Curculionidae. The record is from RefSeq and is a predicted model, not a curated record. The coding region runs from base 95 to 973 and encodes 292 amino acids.